Molecule: messenger RNA, 645 nt
Organism: Spinacia oleracea (spinach)
Lineage: Eukaryota; Viridiplantae; Streptophyta; Magnoliopsida; Caryophyllales; Amaranthaceae
Exons: 2
Coding region: 1-645 (214 amino acids)
Molecular function (GO): nucleic acid binding
Source: RefSeq, a predicted model, not a curated record
AUGCAAAGGUAUAAUCUUACAACUAGACAUCAUAAUGAUGGCAGAAAGAGAAUUCAAUUAGAAGUUAAUGAGCUAACCAAACUUGCAAUGGGAGACAUAACAUGUACAAGGGACUUGGCUGAAAUGAUUCACAUAACGAGGGGUACAAUUCAUCGCAUGAUUAAAAGGGGACUCAUCAAGCCACAUACAAAUCCAUUACAUCCUGGAUUUGGGGAUCAAAACAAAAUAGCAAGGAUGGCAUACAUUUUGGGUAUGCUAGUGGGGGACACACCAGAAACAAAGAAAAGGAAUGUAAAAGCCAAAUAUAGUGUUGCACCAUCAAGCAAGUGGAUACCAAACGUAAUGUUCACAACAGUUGUUGCAAGACCAAGAUUCAACACACAAAAGGAGUGCACUUUUGAUGGAAAGAUAUGCAUAUUCCCAUUCACAUAUAGUGAACCAGGAAAGAGAAGUUCAAAAUACAGAGAGAAGGGGACAUUAGUGACUAAAGUCAUUGAAUCACUAAAUCAAAAGGUGACAAGGAGCAUGUUAAUCGACCAAAUCACACCAGCAACAUUAGCAAAAUGGCCACCUAGUGAAGGUCCAAAUACAAUAUUCAUCCAGCAAGACAAUGCAAAGGCACAUGUGACGCAAGAUGUGCUAUAG